AUGCUAUUCACUACCCUUGUACGCAAGUCUCUUGUCAGUACUGUCAAUAAAAAACCCCUUCACUAUUUAGUCUAUGUGAAAGACUGUGUUGACAAAGAAGCCUAUUCCCGCCGUCUUGCUGCCAGACCCAAACAUCUAGCAGAUGCUCACGAACAGGCUGAACGAGGCAUUAUUGUUCUUGGAGGUGCUUUGAUGAGUGAAAAAACAGCUCAUCAUGAAAGUGCUGGUCGGAUGACUGGAUCUAUGCUUAUUCUAGACGUACCAGACUUGGCCACUGCGCAUGCUGUUGUUGCAAAUGAUGUCUAUACAAGGGAUCGAGUGUGGGAUCCUCAACAGACGGUCAUAUGCGAGUUCAAGUGUGCACCACACUUUAAGAUGGGAAUGGACACAGAUUCCAAGAAGCAUGGAUCUGCUGCUGGCACUGAAUCGACCAACACCACCACUGUUACUGAAUAG
Molecule: messenger RNA, 456 nt
Organism: Batrachochytrium dendrobatidis JAM81
Lineage: Eukaryota; Fungi; Chytridiomycota; Chytridiomycetes; Rhizophydiales
Exons: 1
Coding region: 1-456 (151 amino acids)
Source: RefSeq, a predicted model, not a curated record